AUGAAUAAUGAAGAGACAAAUCUUGUUCAUUUAUGUCCGAAAUAUUCGGGCGGAUGUGAACAUACGCCAUUAACAAAUGAUGAUCUUUUAAAACUUACGGAUCAACAAGGACAAUUGAUUUAUGGACCUAGUUUAUUCGCACUUCAAUAUCGAGUUCUUCCUUGUACGAUGAGUGAAUCACAAGGAAAUUCUAAUGAAUAUGGUGAUACUUAUACGUACAAUAUGUACGGUAGAUUCUCGGCUUUAAAUCGAGGACGACGAUGGAAUGGAAAACGUAAACAAGGAGGCAUGUAUCAUACUACAAGUGUAAUACAUUUUCUUAUCGAUGAAUACAAAGUAGAUCCAGAUACAUUUCUUUAUAGUUCGAGUUAUGAUAUCUCAGAUAAUGAUUCUCUCAUGACCGAUGUUUAUAUCAACUUAGGCAAUUAUUUUUCAGUACAAUUUUCGGGCGGUGUUCUAAGUCCUACCAAUGUUGACAAUCCUAAUAAUCUGAAGUCUGAUCAAGAAGACAAUGUUUUCAACUGUUUUUCCGUCAUUCAGAUAUUUCAUAUACCACAAAAAGCGAAAGAAGCUCGAAUGUUAUUGCAACAAUUAUCUAAAUUCAAAUUAUAUCCAGUAACUGAAGCUACUCUUCAAAUGGUUUGUCAUGAUACACAACAUGGUUUCUAUACAUCAUCGAUUCGAAUGAAAAAGCCUCACAUUACCGAUCUUAAACUUCAUUAUGGAGAUGAUUUUCCGGAUAUUCAUGAAGAACUUCUCGAAACAUUACAAGAAAAAGAUUCAACCGGUAUUACAUUACUUCAUGGUCCUCCUGGUACUGGCAAGACUUAUUAUCUUCGUUAUUUAAUUAAUGAAAUUCAAGAUAAAAGUUUAAUUUAUGUUCCACCUGAUUUAGUCAAUGAUAUGACAAAACCUGGUUUCUUGCCAUUUCUCAUGCAACAUCCAAAUUCAAUACUCAUUGUUGAAGAUGCUGAAAAUAUUAUUCGUGAUCGACAACAAGAUAGUUACUUGCCUAACCAAGCCGUUGCAAAUUUACUCAAUCUUUCUGAUGGUCUACUUGGUGAUGCUAUGCAUCAACAAAUUAUCUGUACGUUUAAUUGUGAUGUCAAAGGUAUCGAUCCUGCUCUCUUACGUGAUGGACGUCUAGUAAUCGAACAUAAAUUUGACAAAUUAAGCGUACAGAAUGCUCGUCGUUUAUGUAUUGAAUUAGGUAUACCAAAUAAUGGCAAGGAUAUUCAUGAAUCGACUACUAUAGCUGAAAUUUAUACGCGAAAGAAUGCUGUAGAAGCAACUUCUGCAAAUGAUCUUGAGAAUGGCAUAACAUUAAGAGAAAAACGAAGAUUAAAUAAAAAGAAACAGAAACAACAAACACAUUUGGGCUUUUAUUCAUAA
Molecule: messenger RNA, 1392 nt
Organism: Adineta steineri
Lineage: Eukaryota; Metazoa; Rotifera; Eurotatoria; Adinetida; Adinetidae
Source: the annotation of a GenBank genome assembly